This is a messenger RNA of Phycodurus eques (leafy seadragon), 2275 nucleotides long. It is a transcript of the gene znhit3, whose product is annotated as zinc finger, HIT-type containing 3. The transcript has 5 exons. Bases 43 to 486 code for a protein of 147 amino acids. Gene Ontology annotation, biological process: maturation of LSU-rRNA from tricistronic rRNA transcript (SSU-rRNA, 5.8S rRNA, LSU-rRNA); box C/D snoRNP assembly; snoRNA localization. NCBI's taxonomy places the organism in Eukaryota, Metazoa, Chordata, Actinopteri, Syngnathiformes, Syngnathidae. The record is from RefSeq and is a predicted model, not a curated record. Gene Ontology annotation, cellular component: nucleus; pre-snoRNP complex. Gene Ontology annotation, molecular function: protein binding.
CUAAAGUAUUGCAUUAUCUGCUAUUUGUUUACGCACAGUGCCAUGAUGCAGCUGUGCAAAGUGUGCAGCGAACACACACCGAAAUACAGAUGUCCAGCCUGCCGAAUAAGAUAUUGUUCUCUUUCCUGUUACAAGAGGCAUAAAGGCGGGUGUCAUCCUGUUCAGCAGUUUAUACCCAAUGGAACGAAGGAUGCUGUCAGGACUGACACGUGGAGUGUGGCGGAUGUUCUGCACGAAGAGGACUUCGCCGAUGUCGUACCUCUAGAGAAGCUCCAGUUGUUGGGUCAGUCAAAAGAGCUCAAGGAUCUUCUUUGUAAUCCCCACCUGAGAGAACUACUAAGGACCAUUGACAGUGCAGACAGCAAGGGAGAAGCAAUGAAGGCAGCUAUGCAGGAGCCCUUAUUUGUGGAGUUUUCAGAUCGAUGUUUGAAGGUCGUAGAAAAAGACGCUCAAGCGCGGGAGUUCAGCGAGGUUACGGACUGGUAAACCUGCUGUAUUUACUUCGAGAAUAGCUUUUCUAAAAAUAUAAAAAUGAUCUCGGAGGAAGCCGCUCUUAUGCAUUCAUGUCGUAUGUGACAGAUGUUUUUUUUUGGGUUUUUUUUUACAAUUCAACCAAUUCAAUACUGGAAUUCAGUUUUGGUGCAUUUUGUCCCAUGAACACAGAAUUCAGAUUUUCUAUAAAGCAUGCAUGUUUUAGUAUGAACAUACCACAUUUAAAAAUGUGGACAAAUGGACAAAAAGUUCCAAAUAUUCCUCUCGUGAAUAUAUUAAAGCAGCAGUCUGCACAAAUGUUGCUUUGGUGUGCAAUGUCUGCAUCAGUUGUGCAAAGAUGCAUAUCCUACUUUGCUUCUGCAACAUACAAGCAAAAUGAUGUGUUGACAUUAUGUUCGUGUGUGUGAGGGAAUGUUUUUUCAUUAUACAGUAAAUCAUUCAAAACAACUCAAAAUAGCCGAUUAGUGAUACAAAUACUGUUUUUGUUGAAUUUUUUUUUUUUUUUUUUUAACUAAGUUACAACACCGUGAUCAGCAACAUUCAAUGGAAGGCAGCAGUGAGAAAACAAAAGUUAUUUUCCUGAAGUAGCAACAUGCAUCCAUCCAUUUUGAAUAGCGUUCGUCUUCAUUAUGGCGCCUAUCCCAGCUGACUUUGGGGAGGAGGUGGGGUGCUUGCAGGGCAACCAUAUGCAUUCACAAGUUAAGAGAAAGUCCAAUUAAGUGAAUUUUAGGUUCUUUAGGUGAAUUUUAGGUUCAGCCUGAAAUGAUCUGGCCAAUUAUGUAUCGCACAUCUUUUUACACUUGACAUUCAAAGUCACCUUAUGCUGAACGGUGACGUGACAAAAGUGAACAACUUUUCUGCUUUUGCAGAAAAGUUGUUCAUGGAAGUAGGAACUAUUGCGCCUUCUCCAGCAGGAGUUCAUUGAAGCCAGUCACAUAAUUCCUCAUCUCUGGUUGCCUGUUUGCAUAGAGAAGGGGCGAGCGCUUGCAGUGAAGUUUGACAGAUCCCUGAAAUGCGGUAGAAAAGCACUUCCAUAAGAACAACUAAAAAAACACCCCAAUGAAGGAAUUCAUAGGAGAAAAGGUUCUAUUAAGACGUCCCCACCUUGGGUUGAGCUCGAAUAGAGGUGAUUCCCUGCGUGUUCUGGUUGGUCUCCACCUUGUACUCUCCUCUCCUGGAGGGCACUUUAAGGGAGGCCACCACAGACAUCAUCUUGUGAAAGCCCGUGGCCCUCAUGGACAACGUGAUGGAUGGGGCCGAGGGCAAAGCCAGCCCCGCGGGCCACCCUCGCGCCGUGACGGGCUCCUGGAUGCCGGAGAGCAGCACCGAGCCCCGUUCCCCGAUGACGGCGUUCAAUCCCGGCACGUCUUGCCGAGUGAGGUCUUCUGCAUCGUCGAGCUCUGCCUCGGCUAACGACUUCAACGUUGCCUGAUGCGAGAAUGCAACAAUUGCAUUAUUUCCAGCUCACGUGAGGCCCGGCCCUCCUUCAGCUUACCCUCCACUUCCUCCAGCAUUUCUGGAUAAGUGCUGCAGCUCUGCCCCAUUUCUGCACGCGCCUCCUGACCAGCCAAGAACGGACCGCUGGAAGAAGCAUACAAAUCAGAUGAAAAUGACUCUAACGUGUCCCACAAGUGAGCUUCUGAAUCUUCUUCUGCGGUGUUUCCCAACCUUUGUGCCAAGCCAUAUACCGCUAUUUUGCAUGAGGGAAAAAAUCCCUUACAGUGAAGAGAGCGGGUUUGAGUAUCAUUAAAAGCGCUAUAGCUGUCCCAUCAAUUAUUUUUAU